AUGCCGUCCUUCUACCCGCGUCAGCAUAUGCCUCGGCAGCUGCUUACACCACCAGAGUUUGUGCCUAGCUACCACUCUGCUUGCGGAGGGGCUUCGUACCAGCAGCAGAACGGCUACGCCAGCCAGCCUGCCAUUCGUCAAGAUGAUGGCUACGACUUCGCAGACCGCUAUGGUCAACUUGCAAUGGCCAUGCCACCCAUGUACCCACAAGCUGGCACCUACCUGAGCAACGCACCGCCCAGCCUUCCACCUGCAAGCUCCUUCUACGAUGCUGCAGCUGCCACUGUUCUGCCACCCAUGCGCGUCCCCUCAGGCCACUCCCUAGCCGAGGCUGCCAUGCAUCAACAGCGCGCGCAAGAGUACAGCCAGCGCAUGAGCCAGCCAGCAAAGGAAGAGAAGCCGGUGGGUGGUGUCUCCGCCAAGCUGGACUACGACAUGGACGUCAUGACCGAUUUUGUGUGCGAGACAGCGCUGCGUCUCAUCACUCCUGGCCGCAUGAUGCCCCCUUCGUUCCGCAAGUGGGUUCACCAAGUGCUGUGUGCAACCAGGUUGCCGUCUGCGACCAUUCUGCUCAGCAUGUUCUAUCUGUCCAACAGGAUGCCCAUGCUGACCAGCGAACCAAAGACGGAUACCCACCUGUACCGUCUUCUGACCAUUGCACUGGUCUUGGGCAGCAAGUUCCUCGACGACAACACCUUUAUUAACCGUUCAUGGUCGGAAGUCAGUGGCAUCCGGGUCGACGAGUUGAACAGGCUGGAGAUGGAAUGGUUGAACGAUAUUGACUACAAGCUCCAUCGAGACCCGUCCGAGUCACAGGGUUGGACAUUCUGGUCGGACCACUGGAAGGAGUACCAGAGCCAUGCUACCGUCCGCACCAGUCGCAGCAGCAAGCUCAGUCCCAUCGAUACUUCCUUCAACCGACGUUCCUUCAACCCCAACAAGCCGCUUCCGCCGCUACCCAUGCAGCAAGCCUACAGCUCCCUGCCGUAUGAGUACACGCCAAAGUCUACGCAGUCGUCAUACAAUACUCCAAGCUACGCCCAGUACGAUCCCUGGAGGUCUGCCAAUGAUCACUCUCCUGCAUCAGCACCCACCACGGGUCCCACUACUCCGGAGUACUAUGGCACAACGGGAGCCUGGGGUCCGAUUGAAGGGUACUCGCGUCGCACCAUGUUCGGUUUCCCACCCCUGUCUCAGCCCACGGCUGCCCAACACUCGCAACAGCAUGCGACCAACUACGGACUGCCCGCGUACACGGCGCAGUACAACAGCUCGGCCUGGAACCAGCAUGGUAUCAGCUGUAGUUGCGCUUACUGUGUACAACGCCACCCGCCGUACUUCAUGGCUCCUGGUUACGGACCUCAGGCUGUAGCCGUCUAA
Messenger RNA from Plenodomus lingam JN3, 1380 nucleotides. RefSeq lists its product as uncharacterized. The record is from RefSeq and is a predicted model, not a curated record. Gene Ontology annotation, biological process: regulation of cyclin-dependent protein serine/threonine kinase activity. Gene Ontology annotation, molecular function: cyclin-dependent protein serine/threonine kinase regulator activity; protein kinase binding. Gene Ontology annotation, cellular component: cyclin-dependent protein kinase holoenzyme complex; nucleus. NCBI's taxonomy places the organism in Eukaryota, Fungi, Ascomycota, Dothideomycetes, Pleosporales, Leptosphaeriaceae.